Molecule: messenger RNA, 699 nt
Organism: Tigriopus californicus
Lineage: Eukaryota; Metazoa; Arthropoda; Copepoda; Harpacticoida; Harpacticidae
Exons: 3
Coding region: 8-595 (195 amino acids)
Source: RefSeq, a predicted model, not a curated record
GGGAACAAUGUUAAACGCGAGAUGCAUUGCCCUUCUUUUAUUGCUCCGAGGCCACGCUGCGCACAUAAAUGGUUUCGUAGCUCAUGAACAAGUUUGGGAGCAAGACGGGUCUGGGAGGGACAAUGAAGACUUGCCACCUUUCGAUGAUCCAUCGCAAACUUGUGACGGUUCUUCAGAUCAAUUAAUAAAUAUCACCUUAACGGACACCACUGAAUGCUACCGAUUCCAAACGCCUGGUUUUAAUGAUGGCGGAUAUCCAAGGGCGACAAAUCCACCCCAAGGCCGUAGAGACUACUAUUGCGAAUACGUGCUUUUGUUUGGUGAAAAUAAUGUUACGGGGACAGUGACUGUUUUCCAAGAAGGUUUCGGCUUUGAAAGACGUCCUGAUGGCUGCGUCGAUCUUUUUGCGUUUGGUUUAGUGGACGAAGCCAUUGAUUCGGAGGAUGUUAGCACAACGCCUGGCAUGGUAUUCUAUUGCGGAACACUCUCAGAGGACAAACAACGAACAUUCGAUUCCAAUUUCCUUUCCUUUGCAAUUAGAGCCGACCGUUCUAUUAACUUCAAUGGCGCAGAUGUUCGUGUGUGUUUUGACUGAAGCAAGAAGUCAGACAGUUGCUUCUUGGAUUCGUUUAUCUCGUUUGCCCCUCGUGUGACAAUCAAAGUGUGAUAUGAAAGAUACACAAGAGAAAUAAAGCUUGC